UUUAAAGUUAACGUGCACUUACUGUUCCUUCAUAAACAAACCAUGCUUUGCUGAGGUCCAAGCUGGUGCGCACAGACGCGCAGCCUGUUACCGACCGGGGGAGGGUCUUCACUGGCAAUAUGUUGCAGGUCUGUCUGGCAGACGACGCGGAGGAGAAAACAGCCACUUUCCAUCAGUAGUGACCACAUAUUUGGAUGUUUUAGCAGCUGGAUCCUGUAAUGGUCUUCUUACACCUGACUGAUAAUAAGAUACUGCCUUCACGUGCUCAUAGGAAAAUGUAAAGGGGACUUAAAGAUGGCACAACUCAUCCUACUCUAACUGGAGACUAAUCAUUCAUAUGAGGGCGCUGGGUUUCUGCCACAGCUGUGUGCUGUGCUGGUCCAGCUGCAAUAAGAAGGAGCCCCAAGGCAGAGCCAUGGGCUGUGGGGGAAGCAGGAUGGAUGCUCUGGAGCCACGCUACAUGGAGAGCUGGACUAAAGAGACCGAGUCGACGUGGCUGACGAGCACAGACACUGACAUCCCCCUGUCGUCCAUCCAGAGCAUUCCCUCUGAGAACUCUGAGCCCAGUUUCACUUCCGAGAAGACAAGUUGCCCUGUUCCUGACUUCUUCGAAGACAGCCUCCCUCCUCCUGCUCAGGCGUACCUGAAGGUCUGCUCGGCUGUGUCUGAAGCCAGUCUGAACGACGUGAAGCCCAGCAGCCCCCCUGAAAUACUGGCCUCUCCACCCAAGGAGGAGGUGUUACCUUCAUCUGGCACCACAGUGCAGCGCCGGAGCAUUCUACACACUGAAGAGAUUACAAAAUGGCAGGACAAACGGAUGUCGACCAAGCAGGUGACCAUCACAGUGACACAGAGCAUCCAUCAGGUGGACAAGAAUGGGAAGGUGAAGAAAUCGCUCACAACUUACGAGGUUAUGAAUCCUGUGGAAGCUUUCAAACAGGUGGCCACACAAAAUACUUGAGUGCAGGAGAGUUUGGAAGAAGUAAAAGAAAGAAAAAUGAUGACGGUGAAAUGAACUGAACCUGUUUUUGUGUACAAAACC
Molecule: messenger RNA, 1042 nt
Organism: Monopterus albus (swamp eel)
Lineage: Eukaryota; Metazoa; Chordata; Actinopteri; Synbranchiformes; Synbranchidae
Gene: baalcb
Product: BAALC binder of MAP3K1 and KLF4 b
Exons: 5
Coding region: 338-961 (207 amino acids)
Cellular component (GO): cytoplasm
Source: RefSeq, a predicted model, not a curated record